AUGAAUGCUUCAGUUACCCACUUCGAAAUGUCCACACUCUAUGUCAGAGACUUGCACCCUGAAGUGAAUGAGGCAAUGUUGUAUGGGAAAUUCCUUAGAGCUGGGCCUAUCCUUUCCAUUCGGGUGUGCCGCGAUGAGGUAACAUGCCACUCCCUGGGCUAAACGUAUGUAAACUUCUUGGUGCAGGCUGAUACUGAGUGGGCUCUGAACACUAUGAACUUUGAUAUUAUGAAUGGCAAACUACUGCUUAUUAUGUGGCCCCAGCAUGACCUAUCACUUCGUAAGAGUGGAGUGGGCAAUAUAUUCAUUAAAAAUCUGCCAUUUAUUGUUAAUAAGUCCCUUUAUGAUACAUGUUCUGUCUUUGGAAACAUUCUUUCUUGUAAAGUAGUAACUGAUGAAAGUGGAUCAAGGGGUUUUGGAUUUGUGCAUUUUGAGAAAUCAGAUGCCACUGAAAGGGCUGUUGCAAAGAUUAAUGGUAUUCUGUUGAAAGGUAGGCGAGUUUUUUUGGGCAGUUUAAACCUCGCAAAAAAAAGGGAAGCAGAGCUCAGGGCUAAAGCAAUUAUAUUUACCAGUGUUUACAUCAAGAAUUUUGUAGAUGAUGUAGAUGAUGAAUGCCUUAGAGAAAUUUUUGGUGAGUUUGGUUCUGUAUUAAGUAUCAGAGUUACGACUUUUGAAAGUGGAAAAUCCAAAGGGUUUGGAUUUGUGAGUUUUGAGAAUUGUGAAGAUGCAAAGAAAACCAUUGAAGAAAUGAAUGGAAAAGUCCUUAAUGGAAAUCAAAUUUAUGUUGGUAGAGCCCAGAACAAACUAGAGAGACACUAUGAACUAAAACACAAAUUUGAACAAAUAAAGCAGGGUAAACUCACCAAGGGCAAGGGGGCUAACCUGUAUGUGAAAAAUCUUGAAGACAAAAUUGAUGACAAACAACUGAGAAGAGAAUUCUCUCUCUUUGGGACAAUCUCUAGUGCCAGGGUCAUGAUGGAGGCAGGCCACAGCAAAGGCUUUGGUUUUGUUUGGUAUACAACUCCUGAGGAAGCUAAUAAAGCUGUCAUGGAAAUGAAUGGGAAAAUUGUGAUCACCAAACCACUGUAUGUGGCUAUUGCACAGAGUAAGGAUGAGUGCCAUGCUUUCCUCACCAAGAACUACAUGGAGAGAAUCUCAGCUGUGAGAGAUGAAGAUAAUCCUAUAAUCAACUAUUGA
Leopardus geoffroyi (Geoffroy's cat) is the source of this 1197-nucleotide messenger RNA. Its product is annotated as polyadenylate-binding protein 1-like. Gene Ontology annotation, cellular component: nucleus; cytosol; cytoplasmic stress granule. The record is from RefSeq and is a predicted model, not a curated record. Gene Ontology annotation, molecular function: poly(A) binding; mRNA 3'-UTR binding; poly(U) RNA binding. NCBI's taxonomy places the organism in Eukaryota, Metazoa, Chordata, Mammalia, Carnivora, Felidae.